AUGCUGAACCGUAUAAUGAAGAAGAGAGCGCUGGAACACAGCAGAUUGGCUAAAGAAUGGAAAUCAAAGUCAUGUGUUUCCCACUUUCAGAGGUAAGUUCAGCAUCACCAGGCACCAGAAGGAGUAGAGGGAGAGUUCUUGUUUCCUUCUUCCCUCCCACCUACACUAGGGGCCAAAAUUGUGGAAACCUUUUGGAAAAAGUAUUUCUGAGGUUUGAUGACUCAUAACACCACUUUUGGGGGGAGUAACAGCACAAAGUGCAAGUAGAUAAAUAGGUACCACUCCGGCAGGAAGGUAAACAGCAUUUCCAUGCGCUGCUCUGGUUCUCCAGAAGUGGCUUAGUCAUGCUGGCCACAUGACCCGGAAGCUGUACGCCGGCUCCCUCGGCCAGUAAAGCUAGAUGAGCACCGCAACCCCAGAGUCAUCUACGACUGGACCUAAUAGCCUGGGGUCCCUUUACCUUUACCUUUUACCAUAAAAUUUUAUAUCAAUGGAAAGACAAUUUAAUGAAUGUAAUGCAAUAACCUUUAUGAAGGAUUAUUUAUUACGACAGCAGACUAAAGAAACUUGUUAGAAGCAACCCAGCAAUAAAACCCAAUUAACAGAGGCAAUAAUUCAAUCUUGGUUUCACAUUAUUACAGCUGCAGAACUAAAAAACUUGGUUCACUCCUUGGGAAGGUGUUGUAAGGCCAUCAUUAAAGCUACAGGUUACCCAACUAAGUAUUAACUGUCAUGGUGAGAAUUUCUGUAUACGUCAUUUUUUCUGUGUGUUGCAUGUUUAUUCUUUAGGACUGUUGUUGUCAUAAAUAAUCAAAGUUAUUGCAUUACAUUCUUCAUUAAAUCAUCUUUCCAUUGAUAUGUAAUUUUAUGGUAUUACUCCAAAAAAAGUGGUGUUAUGAGCCAUCAAACCUCAGAAAUACACUUUUUCCAAAAGGUUUCCACAAUUUUGACCACUAGCGUAACAGCUGCUAUCAAGACAACAGCCACCAUCAUGAAACUGGCCUUCACAGUAUGCCAAGGCCAACAUUGGCAGACACAGGGGCUGGGAGACUAGGAGAGAGGACUUACCAUCCUUGCCGUUCUGCAGCCCAUCUAGUCCAGAUUUCUCUUCUCGUGGUGGCCAACCAGAUGUCUAUGGGAAUCUCUUGAGAAGGACCUGAGCGCAACAGCAUUCUCCUCACUUGUAACUCCCAGUAACUAAGUGGAAUUCAGAGGCACGCUGUCUCCAACUGUGGAGGGAGAACAAGGCUAGUAGACACCAAUACAGUUAUACCUCGGAAGUAGAAUGGAAUCCAUUCCGGAAGUCCGUUCAACUUCCAAAACGUUUGGAAACCAAGGCACAGCUUCCGAUUGCUGCAGGAAGCUCCUGCAGCCAAUCAGAAGCCACAGAAGCCGUGUCAGACAUUCAGGUUCCAAAGAAUGUUCACAAACCGGAACACUCACUUCUGGGUUUGCGACGUUCAGGAGCCAAAACGUUCGACUCACAAGGCGUUCAGGAUCCAAGUUACAACUGUAGUCUUAUUCUCCAUUACUUUAUCUAGGAACUACAGGUCCCAUGUGGCAUUGUCCGAGCACAUCAAUGCCUAAGUGACAUUAUGGGAAUGAGCCUGCUGAUGUGCCCCAUUUUUUUAAAAAAAUAUCCAGUUUAGAACUCUAGCACGUUAUUACAUUUCCUUUCAAUUUUUAGCUUGUCUUGAAAGUUUUAUUUAUCAUACAUGACACUUUUAUUUAUUUUAUGUAAUCAAUGGAUAGGAUGGAUCUACACGGGGGGGCGCUAUAAAUAAGGCAUAAAUUACAUUUUUAUAAGAAAAGAAAAAAACGCUAUGUAAAAUGGCAUAGGAAAGUUUUGUGCUCUACAGCGCCCUCUGGUGUUGCAUGUUUAUAACACAUUUAAAACGCUGUUUUUGGACUAAUGUAGCUGAGGCCAUAGACCACCUGCUUUAUUUCAAAAUGGGUUGUAAUUAAGAGGGCCAAAACUCUAAAGCAUACAUUAAAGCACAACACAGACCUACAAAUAACAAAUAUCCAAACUAUUAGAAUAUUAAAGCACUCAAAAGAACUUUAAAAACACUGUAAAUCCUGAGCAACACGAGGCAACAAUUAACAGUUGGGAAAUGCCUGGUCCAAAAGAAGAAGCAUUUUUCAUAAGUUUCUGAAACCCAGAAAGAUUGCAGGAUUGAGCAGAGAGGAGCUGGAGGUCUCCAUUCAAGGAAAGUGUACGGAAUUAAUGGACCUAACUUAGUAGUGUUUUCAUUAAUUGCAAUGAGUAAAACUUUGUACCAAGAAUCAUUCCACCCUUUUAAAAAAAUACACCUGAAUGAUAUUCCAGCUGCACAAAAAACAAAACAAACAAAUGUGCACAUAAAACUAGAAUGUGUAAAGAAUGCCUGUUUUGUCCUUUAUACAUUGUUGUUCUUGUUACACUUGAAAUGUUCUUUCUUACCUGAAAAAAAAUGACAUAGAAACAAUUAUUUUAAAAAUGAAUAAAUAUGUCACCACCAUUUUAAUACUUCAUUCACAAACCAUGAAAUGGGAGAGGCUUUUGACAUUUUUCAGGGGACAAACUUGGCGUGAACGCCAAAAUAAUGAUUCAAGGGUGUCUUAUGAACGCUCCUCUGGGACUCCACCUGCAACUGCUAUUUUUUCCCCAGAAGUCACGUGGGAAUGGCAUUCCAUGAGCACAUAGCGACAUUCUCAGGACGUGUGUGUGUGUGUGUGUGUGUGUGUGUAAAUGUGGGCCAUGAGAUGGUCUGAGGGCACCUUUGAAUGCCACUCAACCCAAAUUGGAAGUGGAAAGUUCCCACAGAUGGAAAAAUAUAUACUAAUAAAGCUGUAUUCGACGGAUGAAAGUAUAUGAUGUUUGACAUAAUUGAGAAUUAUGGACUCAAGGACGGAGAAUUAUAAAUGUAAUGGUUCUAGGGAUUGCUCGUGCGUAAGCCGGUGCAAACACCUGGCUGGAUUGCCUGAGUGAACCUUUUCUGUCCGGACAGCCACUCACCCGUGGCUGUCUCAAUCGCUGGCAGAAUCCGUCAGUGGGCGUUUCUUAAACUUCUUCCAGCAAAGAAGCUCUUUGACGCCUAGUCUCCUCCUACUCUCUCUGCGCGGAAGCCUUCUGCACAAGGAGGGCAUAGGCAGCGGAGGACCUCUACUCUCCCCACUGGUCCCUGGCAAGGAGUCAUGGGACCGCCUCGCCGCUUCCCCCAUCUGCCCCCCUUCUCCACUGGUGCUACGCUGAUUCUCUUCCCCAGAAGAUGGGCUGCCUCUCCCAAUCCCGGGACGCUGUCCGGAAUCCCUCUGGAUUUUGCUCUCUCCCUCCGGCACUGAUGGCAGUUCCCUGACAAUAAAGCAUCAAAAUCGAGAUGUGGAAAAUAUGGAGACAACGAGGAGAGGCAGGACUGAGAUGUGGAGAUAUGCUUCAGAGAUCCAGACCAUGGGGAGCUCCAAAAAAUUAAAAAAAUUGGACUAUAAUUUGGUCUUUUUAUUUUAGUUUUUUAUUUUAAUUGGAGUAUUAUGAUUGGAUAUAUUAAUUUGAUGUUUUUUAUUGGAAAAUCAAUAAAAAUGAUUUUUUUAAAAAAAAGGAAUUGGAAAGUUCCCCUAGAAAUUUAGGACACCUAAGUCAAAACUAUUUUACAGCUGCCAUGCUCCAUGUUAUAAAAAAAGGCUUGUGACUACUAAAGUAGCUUAAAUAGAUUCUAAAUUGACGAAAACACCUAAAUACACAAACAUGUUUUGCUAUGGAGUUAAACCAUUAGGACCAGAGUGACUGUGGCAUUGCAGUCAGAUGGGUGGCAUAUACUACACCACCACCACCACCAUCAUCAUCAUCAUCAUCAUCAUUUUUCAGAUCCAGGGUCCAAAUUUGGCACGCCAGUCCUCUCUGUCCAGCCCUCCCGACUCUCCAUAGGUCACAUCCUCACUGACUGAGUUGUGCGCCCUCAAGUGCUUUUGUCUGUAUGUGAUCAUUCAUCUUCUUGGGAUAGGGGAAGGAGAGAUAUGCCUGCAUGUAGAAACAUCUGGCUUUGCAGGGCCAGGAUGCAACCCAUGAUACGAAGGUGCAGAUUACAUUCAUUGCCCUACUCACCUUUACCUCAGGCUCCACCCGGGUGGCGCUGUGGGUUAAACCACAGAGCCUAGGGCUUGCCGAUCAGAAGGUCGCGGUUCGAAUCCCCGCGACGGAGUGAGCUCCCGUUGCUCCGUCCCUGCUCCUGCCAGCCUAGCAGUUCGAAAGCAUGUCAAAGUACAAGUAGAUAAAUAGGUACUGCUCUGGCAGGAAGGUAAACGGCGUUUCCAUGCGCUGCUCUGGUUUGCCAGAAGCGGCUUAGUCAUGCUGGCCACAUGACCUGGAAGCUGUACGCCAGCUCCCUCGGCCAAUAAAGCGAGAUGAGCGCCGCAACCCCAGAGUCAGCCACGACUGGACCUAAUGCUCAGGGGUCCCUUUACCUUUACCUUAUGCCCAUCACUGGAAUGCGGCCCUUGUAAGAUUUCCCAUGGGGGAAUGUGGCCCUCGGGCUGAAAAGGGGGUUCUCCACUCCUGCUUUGGAGAGCAAUUUUCAGUUUGCAAAAACAUUUGAAAGAGUACGGUCAAUUCCAGUGUUUGGCCUCACAUUUAGAUGCGUAGCAUGUGUUUUUUUCAGGAAUACAAUGAGGCAAUCAUUGUAGUUUAAAUUUUAAUUGUAGCUAAGCUAAAUGAAGUGCACUGAGUCAUUUAAACUAUCAUAGAAUAUGCAAUUAGAUUUUCCACAACAGACAGGAAUCCUGUCUUUUCCACAUAGGAAAGGAAUGUUGCUUGGUAAGAUUCCUGUUAAGACUGGGUUGGCUGUUUUGACAGCGCGGCCAGAUUAAAGUACAGACAACACUCUAUAUAGGCAAUGUUCCUUGCAACAGAAAAGCUCGGGUGGAUUAAUAAAAGGGAUCGUCUCAGGGAUGAAGCAGUUUCAUACCUGUCAGUCUAUGGUCAUGACAAUAAUAAUAAUAAUAAUAAUAAUAAUAAUAAUAAUAAUAAUUUAUUAUUUAUACCCCGCCCAUCUGGCUGGGUUUCCCCAGCCACUCUGGGCGGCUUCCAAAAGAAUAUUAAAAUACUGUGAUACAUCAAACAUUAAAAGCUUCCCUAAAAAGGGCUGCCUUCAGAUGUUAUGUAAUAGUAUCAGUGGUUUCAAAUUUCAGUGGUACCUCCCUAUGCCCUUUUUAUUCAGUGUGAGGUAAAAAGAUAACACUAUCAGAAUGGAAAAAUCUGUCCAUUUCAGUCCUCUAAGUUUCACAUUUUCUUCCAGACUUAAAUUCAGAUCUCCACAGUGUGCAAUAAAUAAAUAAAAAUCCCUCUGAAAAUCAGCAUUUUGCUGUAUUUCUCCUAACAAACACAUUUUGUUUGCAGUUUUGACUAGUAUACCAAGCAAUUUCCCUGAAUAUAAUGCAUUUCGGUAUGUUAUUUUUCACUGUGCAUUUUUGGGCAUAUUGUUGUACACCUGCGUCACAAAAUUCAGAGAAGUGCGAAUUUCCAUUCGCAUAUUCAUUCAAGAAGUAUACAUCAGGUAGUUUCUCAUUUAAAUGCAAAAAAGAGAGAAAAUCUUCUCCAUCCUUAUUUAUGAAUGAUGUAUUAUACACAUUAUUCAUAAACAUUAUAUUCAGAUGACAGAAUAAUCAUGCUUAUCCACCCUCAUACUAAUAUCCGAUUGCUGAUAAGAACAAAAUUAUUCACUUCCCUAAAUACCAAGGAGUGUCCUUAUGCUCUAACAAUCUUCAGUGCCAAGUCAACCACAAGGAGGAUUCCAAACAAUACAAAGCUGGUUGCAAAAUAUGAUAAACAUCAGUCUUGAAGGAAAUGAAGCAGCCCUGUUUAGGGAAGUUUUUAAUGUUUGAUGUUUUAUUGUGUUUUUCAUAUAUUCUGUUGGGAGCCGCCCUGAGUGGUUGGGGAAACCCAGCCAGAUGGGCGGGGUAUAAAUAAUAAAUUAUUUUUAUAAUUAUUAUAAAUGUUCUCUUCAGUUUGGAGAGCAAAAAUGUAUUGUGAGUGAGGCUUCCCCUAAUUGUGUGAGGUUCCACAUGAUGACUGACGUGUUCAAAUCAGAGGCAGGAGUGGUAACAGCAAAACUGAAACAACAUCAGUGGUUUUGACUCAGCCCUGCUUCUUACAAAAUGGUGGCCAUCUUGUAUCUUUCGCCUGGGAAGCCUGACAUCACACACAUAUUUCUACUUUUUGUUUUAGAAUGUUGUUUGCCUACAAUCAACGCUGGAUUUGUGGCAGUAUGGGCAGUUUCCCCGCACAGGGCACAAAGGUUGUUCUCCAUUUUGGGGCUAACAAAUCACGGGCCGCAGUAGUGGCAUACAUAAAUAACCAUUUUUGACACCUGGGAAUUUCAGUCUGAAUUAUCCCCAACAGAAAGGACUCUGGUUUUUCUGGGAAAGUACUUUUAAACAUUUUUUUUUUCCAUUUCAUUAUGGAUCAUUUAUUUAAAAAUGUGGGGGGGGGGAGAUGUUUGAAUUCGGGUCUCCCCAGUCCAAGUCCAGCCCACUCUAACCACGUUAUCCAAUUGGUUUUAAUGCUAGCAUCAACAAAUGGGUGUCAGCAACAGAGCUAGCCCAAGACAUAUUGUUUCCUGAGGUAAAGAAACAAGAUGGCAGCACCACCCCAUUCCACAUACAGAAACCAACUGGACUGAACAUUUAAUCUUAUUUCAAUACUGACGAUGGUGCAGCAACACCUGAAGGAAACGCAGGGCAGGCUGCAGAGCACACACAGUUCUGGCCUCAAGCAGUUGAGGAAGUGGGGGCUGCCAUCACUGCUCCUCUACUAUAUGCCUCCUGAGGCAGUUAACUCACUCUGCUUCAUCAUAGGGUCGGCCCUGUUCACAUUCAGAUGUGCCCAUCCUCAUCCGAUGACAUUUUAAAGUAAUCAUCAACGCCUUUAAGUAAUUUUUUAAGGCCACAAUCCUAUAUCCACUUGCCUGGGGCUAAACACUAUUGAGUUGAAUGGACAUGCGUAGGCUUGCAAAGUUAAUGCCCAAUAAAAUUCAAAAGGGGAACCCAUUAGAUCAGGGGUCAGCAAGGUUUAUCUUGCCUGGACCAGAUCGGUCCCGCAGAGUGGGCCGGAUCAUGAGUGCUUGAGUGCGUGCGCGAUUUUUGACAUCUGUGCAUGCACAGACGAGAUUUUCGGUACCGCGGAAGCGAGUCCCUGCGCUGCGCUGUGCCGGUUUAGCGCAAUGUGUGAGUGGGCAGCUCAGUUCAGGGCCAGUCAUACGACCUCCGCGGGCCGCUUCCGGCCCAUGGGCCUUAGGUUGCUGACCCCUGCAUUAGAUUUAUUAAUGUAACUGGGGAAAGAGAACAUAAUACAUAUGUUUGGGGAAUACUUGCUUUGGUCAAGCAAAUGGGUGAGAAAAUCACCGUAUUGGCCUGAAUAUAAGCCUCACUUUCCCCCCAAAUUCCGACCGUGAAGAGUUAAAGUGCAGCUUAUAUUUGCAACCUUACGGUACGCAGCCAGGAGCACAGGGCAAACAGCACCAGGAGUGAAGCAAAGAGGCACCCGCCCCACGUGUAGUCCCCCAUCCUUUCCCCCCAAAAACCGGGAAGGGAGAGAGGGAGGAAGGGGGAAAGCCACCAGCAAGGCAGCGUCCGUCCGUCCCCAGUAUGCAGUCAGGAGCAGCGAGGAAUGGAGUGGCUUAUAUUCGGAUAUUUUUUCUCUCCCCCCCCCUCCAAUUUUAAAGGUGUGGCUUAUAUUAGGGUGCAGCUUAUAUUCAGGCCAAUACGGUUCCUGAAAUUUGUUGACAAUCAUUGCCCAUGUUGUGUUUUAAUUGUUGCAGACGACAUCACUUAAAUCUUCUUAUUGUCUUUUGACGUUUUAAACAGGCUUAAAAUAGUUUAUAGCUCUCAGAAUAGACCUUUCCAGAGGGGCUGCAUUCAUUAAGAUACCAUUUUGCUUGUUUUUUCAGACUAUGCCUGCAUUUUAAAUCGAGGAAGUGGCACCAUCUGCUGGAUGAUAAUGAAAGCUUUGUUCCUCUUUUUGGAAAAAGCCAGUCAUUGUACUUUUCUUCACCCAUUUCUCGACUUCAAGGCGGUUGA
Molecule: messenger RNA, 8049 nt
Organism: Podarcis lilfordi (Lilford's wall lizard)
Lineage: Eukaryota; Metazoa; Chordata; Lepidosauria; Squamata; Lacertidae
Source: the annotation of a GenBank genome assembly